CGUCGGUAUGUAUGGUCCAACUUUUGGAUCUGACAGGUCGGGCCGGGUCCCGACCGCAUACCCGAUCCGUUGCCACCCGGACCGCUAGAAGCACUGGUGGUUCGCCUCUGAAGAAAAAGGGUGCCAGGGUGGUUCGUCUCUUAAGAAAAAGGGCAGAAAAUGGAGCACAAAAUGAAAGGAAAAAAUGGGUGAGAAGCUGAGAGGAUUUGGAGAAGUUGUGAACGGAGGGAAAGGGAUUGAGCUCCAUAGUCUCUGCAACAAUUGAGUACUGAGAGGGGGGGGAGAAAAGGGGCAAAAAGGGAUAUAUUGUUUCAUGAACCUUCAUAUCCAUGGCAUCAGAAAAAGGAACUCCAUAUGUAUUUCAGUUGUCUCCAUUAAUGGAGUUAGGGUUUCAUUUGAUCAAUGGCCUUAGUGUUUGGGCAUCUCUCCUUUUUGCUCAGAUUAUUAAUGGCUGGACUCUCACCACCCACCCUCUGCAAACCAUCUGUAUCUUGUGGUUAUUUGAGAGCCCCAUCGUGAUAUUGGGUUUUAGUCUGCUUUCUAAAAAACUGGAGCAUUGCUCGUUGAAAUGGGCAAUCUUGCGUGGACUCUUAGGCCUCCCUGCUGGGGCUCUUGUCAAUGCUUUUGGAGCUAUCGUUUUUGGUGCGCCGGUUGGGAUUAAGUUUCUCACAAGGACUGUGAACUGGGCUCUUCUCAUGUCAUUGUUGACUGGUUCAGAUCUCCUACAUGCGAACUUGAAACCCAAAUUGGGACAAGGAUUGGAGGCCUUGAGUUGCUCUAAGCGCGAAGAUUGGGUGAUGGGCCCCAAAUUUCGGGUGGUUCCCACAGCUUCAGUUUAUGGGUCCUCAUGGAAGGAUUGGCAGCGCCUAUACGCACAUUCCAAGCCAAUCACCCCUAUUGACUAUGCAGUCUGUCUACCAGCACAUGGAGCUGUUAUUGGGGCAUGGUUUGGAGCUUGGCCCAUGCCACUAGACUGGGACAGACCUUGGCAGGUGAAAGUUAACGGGGCGUUCUUGUUGAAUAUGCAAGGAACCUUAAUACUUUUAUGUAGGGGGACAAAUGGGUACUUAAGAGAGAUUCAUGGCCUCUUAGAGAGAGUAUAGCGGUAGGGCAGAUGGAGAUUGAUCAGCGAUGUUACUUGGUUGGGAGAGCCGGUCUUGAAGGAAAGAUUGGUGAGGGUUUUGCCAAUAUUUUGGAAAGAUGUAUCUUUUGCAACCCCUUUUGUAACCCAAUACUUAUAAUCUUCAUUAAUAAUGGAUUCCGACCUGGCGAGGCUGUGGAUGUAGUCCCUUUUAGGUGAACCGCCUCAGUCUUAUAUUGUAGUGUUGUGCUCAUGCUGCUGUAUUUUUCUCUUUUAUUAUUGUACUCUCCUAUUUCGCAUUUAGCCUAUUAUGUACACGAUCUUGGGUGGGAUCCUAGUAAUUGGGUAUUUUAUUAUGCAAAAUGGGGUUCCAAAGGAUUUUAAAAUUGGUAUUAGAGCACAAGUUGUGCACACACCUAAGGUUUGUAUUUUUGGUUGAGAAAAAUACACGGGGAACUUAGAUGUAUACAUGGUUUGAGCUGUGGAGAAAUAUGGAGGCAAAAUAUUUGCGAAAGUUCCAUGCCAAGUCUUAUUUGCAAGAGGGAAGGAAUGACGAAAUCGAUCCAAUGGAGAUGUCAUCAAGGAAUACAUUUGUCAAGGUGGAGAUUGUUAGGAUUGGUGAUAGCUAAUAUCACCCCUCUUAUAUUUGCUUUGAAGAUUGGAAUUAUUAUGGACUUGGGGCAGCAGACAAGGGGGGUUUUCUUUGAGAGCAAGAAAGAAACCUAAAUGAUUUCUAUAUAAGGAUCAAUGUUAUGCUCAUCCUUUGAGGCGUCCCCAUUUUCGCAAAGAGAGAGAGAGACAUGACGUCCUAGAGAGGCAAUUUUCUCAAGGGGUUUGGAUUUGUUCAACCUUCAAUGCUGAGCAGUGAAAGUCUCUCAUUUGCUCUCAAGGUUCUAUUUUCAAUAGCUAUGGGAAAGAGGGAGGUUGAUCGACAGUAUUGUUCCGUUGGGGAAGUGGGUCUAGAAGGAAAGAGCAGAUAGGGUUUUGCUGAUGUUUAAAGGGAUAAGAUAUAUCUAUUGUAACCUGACAUUGGAACUCAUUUCUUAUGGGGUUCAACUUGCCGAGGCAGUGGAUAUUAGCCCCUACAUGGCAAAUCUCAUAAAAUUUGUGUUAUUUUGCUGUAAUUAUACUUUUGCUUUAUUUUGGCACACAUUUUAUUUAUUCACCUAUGUAGUAUUUAGCCGAACAUGGACAUAAUCUUUGGUGAGAUCUUGGUCAUAGUUGUUGGGAUCUCCAUACCUAGGAAGCGGUCCCACUUGAGAAUCUCAUCAUGUCACAUCUAGUCCCUUCACUUCAGAAAGGGGACCUUCUUUUAAAUUUUGGGAUCUCUAUCCCCACCUUAAACUGACUUUUUAUUUAUUAAUUGCUAGCUAGCAACAUAACUAUAAUUCGAAUAUAGUUGUAUUGUUGGCUAUAACAAAGAUAUCCCUACUUUAAAGAGUAUAUGUAGUCCUAGAAUAUAUAUACCCUUUAAGGUGGGAGCAAGAUCCCCACAGGUUGGGAUCGAGAUCACUGACAUAUGGGGAUCUUGAUCCAUAAAUAACAAACGCAUUGUUUGAAAGACACUUCCAACCAAUAGGGAUAUUUAGCGUUUUACGGUCCCCCACUCCUAAUCCUACUCCCGAUCCCAACAACCAUGAUCUUGAUAUUUGGGGUUCCUAAUUCCACAAGCUAGGGUUUCCUCGGGACUCUUUGUGACUACUGGGAUAGAUGUACAUAGGUGGUAUUGGAUAUCAUUGUGAAAUGUAUCUAAUAAAUGGUUUUCCACUCUGAAAUUGGAUGUCAUAACUUUUGAUUAAAUUUCAGCUAUGAUGCUCCCCACAUAAGGAGAGAGAGAGAAAAAAGAAAAAAAAAGAAGAGAAAAAAGAAGAGGGAAUGGUUAUUGUUGCUUGGAUAUGUUUUCGAAGAUUAAUGCUUGAUUUUGGUGCAUGACUUUUGGC
This is a messenger RNA of Amborella trichopoda, 3021 nucleotides long. RefSeq names its product phosphatidylinositol-glycan biosynthesis class F-like protein. The record is from RefSeq and is a predicted model, not a curated record. Lineage: Eukaryota; Viridiplantae; Streptophyta; Magnoliopsida; Amborellales; Amborellaceae. Gene Ontology annotation, biological process: GPI anchor biosynthetic process. Gene Ontology annotation, cellular component: endoplasmic reticulum membrane.